Mirounga angustirostris (Northern elephant seal) is the source of this 2699-nucleotide messenger RNA. RefSeq names its product zinc finger with KRAB and SCAN domains 4 (gene ZKSCAN4). The transcript has 5 exons. Gene Ontology annotation, cellular component: nucleus; chromosome. Gene Ontology annotation, biological process: regulation of transcription by RNA polymerase II. Lineage: Eukaryota; Metazoa; Chordata; Mammalia; Carnivora; Phocidae. The record is from RefSeq and is a predicted model, not a curated record. Bases 234 to 1883 code for a protein of 549 amino acids. Gene Ontology annotation, molecular function: chromatin insulator sequence binding.
CGAGCUUCCGGCGCCUGGGCUCCGCGCACUGCUGCGCUCCGGGCGCCCGCCUGUGCCGGCCAGCCGCGGAGACGCUGGCGGCGGGCCUCGGGCCGGGAGCGGAGGACGGCGCGGCCGGCUUGUGGCCGCGGCAGAGCCGUGCCCGUGCAGCCCGCAGUCGUGCCGGCCGGUAGCGACUCCACACUCGAGGAUCCGCCCGCGAAGUCGAGGCGCUCGCCGGCGCGAGGCCCGGGAUGGCCCGAGAGUCGAAGGCCAGCGCGGCCUUGGACGCCCACUCUGCGGAGGAGCGGCCGGGGCUCCUGACUGGGGUCUUGACGGUGAAGGUGGAGGAGGAGGACGCCCCCGCGCCGGCGGCAGAGGCGGGGGCGCCCGGCAGCCCGGCGCCUGGCCCCGAGCGCUCGCGCCGGCGCUUCCGGGGCUUCCGCUACCCCGAGGCCGAGGGGCCCCGCGAGGCGCUGAGCCGGCUGCGGGAGCUCUGCCGUCAGUGGCUGCGGCCCGAGACGCACAGCAAGGAGCAGAUCGUGGAGCUGCUGGUGCUGGAGCAGUUCCUGGCCAUCCUGCCGGGGGACCUGCAGGCCUGGGUGCGGGAGCGGCACCCGGAGAGCGGGGACGAGGUGGUGGUGCUCUUGGAGUAUCUGCAGAGGCAGCUGGAGGAGCCAGGGCCGCAGGUCCCAGGUGGUCACCAGAGGCAGCUACUCUGUUGCAAGAUGGCGGUGCUGACACCAGCUCAGAGGCCAUGGAGUACCCAGUUCCAGCCAAUGAAGGCUCUGCUCAAGCACGAAUCUCUGGGGUCCCAGGCCUCAGCAGACAGGGUUCUCCAGGUUCCUGGGCUUGCCCUGGGAGGGCGCUGCAGAGGAGACGCAGUGGUGGCUGCCAGGCUGCCCUCAGAGCCCCAGGGCUUGCUGAAAACGGAAGACGUGGCCCUGGCUUUCUCCCCUGCAUGGACACAGCUGGAUUCACCUCGGGGGAGCUUCCACAGAGAUGAAAGGCAGCAGAACUGUGGCGGCCUGACCCCCCUGGGCGGUAACAUGCAGGCUGAGAUCACAGACCUGCCCCCAAAUGAGGAACAUCCAGGACAAGAGCCUGGGGAAAUACCGUGCCACUUGAGUGAAGACAUUGCCCAGAUUCCUGCCUGUGUAGAAGCUGGUGAACAGGAGGGCAGGUUACCAAGAAAGCAGAAAAAUGCCACAGGAAGUAGGCGGCACUAUUGUCAUGAAUGUGGAAAGAGUUUUGCUCAGAGUUCAGGCCUGACUAAACACAGGAGAAUCCACACUGGUGAGAAACCCUAUGAAUGUGAAGACUGUGGCAAGACCUUUAUCGGGAGCUCUGCCCUCGUCAUCCAUCAGAGAGUCCACACUGGGGAGAAACCAUAUGAGUGUGAAGAAUGUGGCAAGGUCUUUAGUCACAGCUCAAACCUUAUCAAACACCAGAGAACCCACACUGGGGAGAAGCCCUAUGAGUGUGAGGACUGUGGGAAGACCUUCAGCCAGAGCUGCAGCCUCCUAGAACAUCACAAAAUCCACACGGGGGAGAAGCCGUAUGAGUGCACCCUGUGUGGUAAAGCUUUUAGGCGGAAUUCACACCUCCUGAGACACCAGAGGACCCAUGGCGAUAGAAACGUGCAGGAUCCUGAACGUGGAGAGACCUGGGAGGGUCAGGGGAGGGUGGAAGGCCAGUGGGAAAAUGUUGAGGCUCCCGUGUCUUAUAAAUGUAACGAGUGUGAGAGAAGUUUCACUCGGAACAGAAGCCUUAUUGAACACCAAAAAAUCCACACUGGUGAGAAACCUUAUCAGUGCGACACAUGUGGAAAAGGCUUCACCCGAACUUCAUACCUUGUUCAACAUCAGAGAAGCCACGUCGGAAAAAAAGUUCUAUCACAGUGACCCACGUCGUAUGUGGCAGAGUUGGUGCUCAUUCCUCAUUGAACCGAAGCCACCCGCAGCCCUUCCUGACCACAGAAACUGGGCUGGGCUUUAUUGACCACUUCCCAUCAUCUUGCGUUAGAAGACACACAGUCCGGCUGAGAUGGAUUCUCUUCUACAUUCUAGAAGGUGGCUGAGGAACAGCUUAUUUGAUGGGAGGCUACAGGAGAGUUGUCUGGAAGGGGUAGGACCUGAAAUGUUUAUUCUCACGUACUAGACUGAAAUGGGCUUCCAGACUGGCUAACCACCUCCAGCCAGCACUUUGGAUGUCUCAUGGGCAGAAGGCUGGGGCUGCUGCUCUGACCACUUUGCCCGUAAAGAAUCCUCCAUCAGUUGGUCAGAUCCAUGACAUCUUACACUCCCCAUUGUGCCUUUUGUAUAGGUGCUUAUAAACAUUUAUUAAAUAUACUAGUGAAGUGACCUCCAUAGCUCUGAAAAUCUAAUGUCUAGAUUUCUGAGGCCUUUCUAACUAAGGCCACUUGUGUUUGUGUAUAAUUCUUGGAGGUUCUAGAUUGUGGGUCAAUUGUGUAUUUAUUGCCACGUACAUAGGAUUGUCAGAGUUGGGGUGGGGGAAUCCGUAUUUCUUCAUCAGCAUAGUACUUGUAGAAGAAUGCCUUAAGCAGCUGGUCAUUCAGAUGUGGUGAGACUUCUCCAUCCAUAGAACUCCAUUCUUCAGUCGAUGUUAAUUAUAUUUGUUCACAUUAAUUUUGCUACUUUUUAGGGGGAAACCUUUCACAUUCAGGUAAAUAAAAAGUGAAUUGAUCAAGUCAGAUCCAA